Culex quinquefasciatus (southern house mosquito) is the source of this 490-nucleotide messenger RNA. RefSeq names its product U6 snRNA-associated Sm-like protein LSm2. Gene Ontology annotation, molecular function: RNA binding. Gene Ontology annotation, biological process: mRNA splicing, via spliceosome. Bases 149 to 436 code for a protein of 95 amino acids. Gene Ontology annotation, cellular component: P-body; Lsm1-7-Pat1 complex; precatalytic spliceosome. Lineage: Eukaryota; Metazoa; Arthropoda; Insecta; Diptera; Culicidae. The transcript is spliced from 3 exons. The record is from RefSeq and is a predicted model, not a curated record.
UGCUGAUUGUUGUUUUGACAGAUCAAACAAAAACAUCAAUCGUGCCCUAACCAAACUGACGCGGCAAAGUACGAAGGAUUUUUAAAGGAAAUCGUUCAAAGUUUGUAAAUUGUAAACGUUUUGAGGUUUCUAAGCCUAAAGCAGGGAAAUGCUUUUCUAUUCAUUCUUCAAAUCGUUGGUCGGGAAAGACGUGGUCGUGGAGCUGAAAAAUGACCUGAGCAUCUGUGGUACGUUGCAUUCAGUGGAUCAGUACCUCAACAUCAAACUGACGGACAUCAGCGUAACCGACCCGGAAAAGUACCCGCACAUGCUGUCGGUAAAGAAUUGCUUCAUCAGAGGGUCGGUCGUUCGGUACGUGCAGCUUCCUGGCGAUGAAGUGGACACGCAGCUGCUGCAGGAUGCCGCUAGAAAGGAGGCCGUCACCAGUGUUCGAUAAUUGUACUUUGUUGGCUUAGAUAUUUUCCUACAAUAAACUGUGUACUCAAUAAAA